Geosmithia morbida is the source of this 903-nucleotide messenger RNA. Its product is annotated as Short-chain dehydrogenase. Gene Ontology annotation, molecular function: oxidoreductase activity, acting on the CH-OH group of donors, NAD or NADP as acceptor. The record is from RefSeq and is a predicted model, not a curated record. The transcript has a single exon. The coding region runs from base 1 to 903 and encodes 300 amino acids. NCBI's taxonomy places the organism in Eukaryota, Fungi, Ascomycota, Sordariomycetes, Hypocreales, Bionectriaceae.
AUGACUUCCCGCGAAGCCCUCCGUGAGAGAAUAAUACCCUACAUGACCCUCUGCCCACCAACAUCGACCGUGACCUCAACCCCCCAGCUUCCAUCGUCGUCCUACCCCGCGCCCCGCGACACCGCGGCCGGCCGCUUCGCCGUAUCGGGCGUAGCCGUCGUGACGGGCGGAACGGGCAACAUAGCGAGCGUAUGCUCUCGCGCGCUGGUGCAGCACGGCAUCUCCGCCCUCAUGCUGCUGGACAUUGGCAUAUCCAGCGAGGCAUCCCAGUCCACCCUAUUUUCCCUGAGAGCCGAUUUUCCCGAUACGCGCAUCGAGGCGCGUGAAUGCAACGUCACUUCUGAGGAGGAUGUCGAGGCCGCCGUGGCGCACACGGUCCAGCUUCUGGGCGGUGUGGAUGCCCUGAUCUGCUUUGCCGGUGUCGUCCAGGUCGGUCACGCCCUGGACAUGUCCGCCGCAGAGUUCAGACGCGUGAUAGAGGUCAACACCACGGGAUCCUUUCUGGUCUCACGCGCCUGUGCGAACCAAAUGGUCCGUCAGGGCAGAGGCGGCAGAAUAGUCCUCACGUCCAGCAUCUCCGCUCACAGGGUCAACUUCCCCCAGCCCCAGGUGGCGUACAAUACCAGCAAGGCUGCCCUUGCCGGCGUGAGGAUGAGUCUGGCUGCUGAGUGGGCCAGAUACGGCAUCACCGUUAACUCCAUCAGCCCCGGAUACAUGGAUACUGUGCUCAACGAGGGUGAUGGUCUCGCUGAUGCGAGGCAUUCUUGGUGUAGUAGAAAUCCCAUGGGGAGGAUUGGUCUGCCCGAGGAGUUGGCCGGUGUCGUGGUUAUGCUCGUCAGUCGGGCCGGGUCUUACAUCAAUGGGGCUGAUAUCGUUGUUGACGGGGGUGGAAUUGUGUUUUGA